AUGGUUGGGACUACAAAGCUUCUGGCUGUCCUUCCCCUUGUGGUGGAAGUUGCGAAAGCUGCUGUAUUGGAACAUUGGUGGAAUAUAAGCUACGCUACUGCAAAUCCUGACGGACUAUAUGAGAGAAGGGUGAUAGGUGUGAAUGGAACAUGGCCUCCACCGCCGAUAACAGCAACUCAAGGGGACAUUAUCCGGGUACAUGUACAUAAUGGGUUAGGCGAUCCAGAUGUCGGAACAGCUCUGCACAGUCAUGGAAUGAUGUUCAACAAUUCAAAUUGGUAUGAUGGAGCUGUGGGGAUUACUCAGUGUUCAAUACCGAUGGAUCAUACUUUAGAUUAUGAAAUCGAUACCAGCAUACAAACUGGAACAUAUUGGUUCCACGGACAUUAUUUAGGUCAAUACGUGGAUGGAUUAAGGUCUCCUCUUAUCAUUGAACCUCGAAAUGCGACUGGCAGAUCGGAUGAUCUGAGCUGGGACGAAGAAUUUACCCUAGUCGUUUCAGAUUGGUACCAUCGACAGCACCUUGAUUUACUAACGAACGACUUCUUGACUUGGCAUAAUCCUACGGGUGCCGAACCUGUUCCUGACUCCGCUCUCAUCUACCUGGUCAAAAAUGGCCAGUACUACCCUUCCCCAGAAGCUGUCGCAUCAGGUGCUGCUACCAAUGACAACCUCAGCAUACCGUUCGAAGCUGGAAAGAAAUACAAGAUGAGAGUCAUCAACAUGUCUGCAUUAGCUAUGUUCCUUAUCGCUAUCGAUCAACAUGAUAUGAAAAUCAUCGAGGUUGACGGUGUAGAGGUCGAACCUUACCCGAUUGAUGUUCUCACCAUCUCAGUCGCUCAAAGAUAUUCUGUCAUCAUAGAGGCUAAAGAAGGUGCGGAUAUCAAUUAUGCUAUGGCUGUCAUGCAAAGUGAAGAAAUGUACGAUUACAUACCUGAUGAGCUUGUCCUCAAUAACACCAUUCAAAUCACCUACAAUUCCGACGCACCUCCAGCACCAGAAGCCUUAUACGACGAAACUUUGGAUUUAGAUGAUACUGAGCUUGUUCCUCUCUUAAAAAGAGAAAUGGCACCUGCGGACAUCGAGUUUGUUCUACAUGCCAACUUCGAUACAUAUGAUGACGGAACGAAUCGAGGUAACUUCAAUAAUAUAACUUUCCAAGAACCCAAAACACCAUCAAUCUUCACAGCCUUGACAAUGGGGAAUGAUUCGUUCAGAUCGGAUGUAUAUGGCAAAAUGACCAACGCUAUUGCUUAUCCUCAUAUGGCAAAUAUCCAACUAACGGUAUUCAAUUGGGAUUCUGGACCUCAUCCUUUCCACUUCCACGGACAUGAAUUCCAGAUAGUACAAAAAUCGAUGGAUAUCACGUCAGACGAUCCUCAAGAUAACCCACCUUUCGUGGAAGAUCAGAAGAAUCCAGCUAGAAGAGAUACAGUGACCAUUCCAGGCGGUGGAAAAGUCGUUCUUAGAUGGAGAGCUGAUAAUCCAGGAGCUUGGUUCUUCCAUUGUCAUGUCGACUGGCAUUUGUCUUCUGGUCUGGCGGUGGUGUUCAUCGAGGCUCCGGAGAAAUUACAAGAAAACAAUAGCAUCCCUCAACCGUUGAUUGAUCAGUGCAAAUAUUGGGGACUUCCAACUUCAGGUAAUGUUGUUGGAAUCAACUCAACAACCGAUUACAUGGGUCAACCAUGGGGACCCUUCCCUCUAGUCAUCGGAUGGACACCGAAAGCUAUCUUAUCGAUUUUAGCAUGUACUGUCACUGCUUUGAUCGGUGCAUUCACGGUCAUCUGGUAUGGAAAGGAUGAACUUGGUUCAAAAGACAUCGAGGAAGAGAUCAAAAAGAAGUUGGAAGCCAAAAAAGCGAAAAAGGGGUUUAUCAAACGGAUAUCAGGACAAUCAUAA
Molecule: messenger RNA, 1899 nt
Organism: Kwoniella shivajii
Lineage: Eukaryota; Fungi; Basidiomycota; Tremellomycetes; Tremellales; Cryptococcaceae
Exons: 10
Coding region: 1-1899 (632 amino acids)
Biological process (GO): cellular response to iron ion starvation; reductive iron assimilation
Cellular component (GO): high-affinity iron permease complex
Molecular function (GO): copper ion binding; ferroxidase activity
Source: RefSeq, a predicted model, not a curated record